UGCUUCCGUAAUGAUGUCAUCGCAUUGGUCAUAACUCUCCUUGCUUCUCUGCUACGACAAUACAGAUACUACGACAGUGUACUUGAGAUAUAAUGGAUAAGUAUCUGAAAGCAAAAAUCGAGGAACAUCUCGGUCUGGGAAGCUCUGGCCAACGCGCUUUGGCCCUUACCACCCCACUGGUACUUCCUCUUUCCCAACCGCCAACUUCACAGCAGAUCUAUCGAUUCCGAAAGCAGCGUGGGGUCAAUCUCGGCUCAUGGUUCACGUUGGAGGACUGGCUUACCCCCAGUCUCUUCCAACAAGCAGCCGGCCGCAAGUCCAGCGAGAUGGACAUCUUGCAAGGCAUGUCUCAAGAUGCGGCCAAAAACAUGCUUGAGCACCACUGGGGGCACUUCGUUGACGACGGGGACUGGAAAUGGAUGGCAUCUCACGGCAUCAACACCGUCCGGUUACCCAUCGGGUACUUCCAUUUCCUCGGGGGCCAUCCAAAUCCGGAAGUGCGUGAUUUGAUGAAGGGCACGGAAUACGCACCGUACGCCGAUGUCUACGUAAAUACGUGGAGAUACAUCGUACGCGCCAUUGAGACUGCACGAGCACAUAAGAUCGGGGUCCUUAUUGAUCUCCACGCUGCACCUGGUGCCCAGAACCCGGAUAACCACUCCGGCCUCAGUACCGGUGAUGCCGGACUUUGGCACUCUGAGAAGAAGCAAAGGAAAACCGUACAGAUAUUGGUGGCCUUGGCGCAAGAGAUCGUUCGGUUUGAAAAUGUAGUGGGCCUGGAAGUGCUAAAUGAACCGAAGAAUACGAACCGGCUGCAGAGUUGGUACGAGGAGGCCAUUUCGGCGUUGCAGAGUAUUACACUAGAGGUCAGCGGGAUGCCACUGUAUAUCUCAGACGCUUGGGCCACCGGACACUAUGCACAAUUCAUUGCCAGCCGCUCGAACACGGGGACGUUCUUGGUUCUCGACCAUCAUCUUUACCGAUGCUUCACCUCAGACGAUCAAGUGUUAUCAGCUUCACAGCAUGCUGCCAAUGUCCAUCCUGCGAAUCCGCAGGCGCCAUCUACGUCUAUGUUGUCUGGUGCUUCGGAUACCUCAAACGGUUCAAUUAUCAUCGGUGAAUGGAGUGCUGCCUUGAAUCCCGCAUCUUUCUCUUUCUAUAAAGAUGAAGGUGCGAAGUUUGCCGCACAACGGGAAUGGGGUUAUGCUCAGUGGGAAGCGUAUGAGCAUUUCUGUGCCGGAUAUUUCUUCUGGACUCUCAAAAAGGAGGGAGGGUCUGAUCCUGGAUGGUGUUACUAUACUGCUGUCGAGAAAGGCAUUCUGCCUUCUUCUCUCGACCGAGCGAAAGACAGUUUCCCCCGUCAUUCACUCGAACAUCUGCGAAGCGCCGGUUCUGGUGAACUCCAGACUGCCGCGCAAGGGCAUGUUAGUUGGUGGAAAAAUAAUUCUCAAAAUCCCGGGGCGUUUGAGCACUGGCGUUUCGAGCAGGGUUACUAUCAAGGAUGGGAGGAUUGCUUGGCAUUUUACUGGGGUUCGACUACAGGCGAGCUAGUUGGAUCGGAGAUUGGGUUCAAAGGACAGUGGAGGAAAAUGAGAACUGAAGCUCACCGACGUGAGAAAGGGGAUAGCAAGAUGGUUUGGGAGUUUGAGCAUGGCUUUGAUCAAGCUUUGAAAAGAUUCAGCGAAGUCAUCGAGAGUUAAGUGCGAAAGUAAACGGUAUGCAUCACAUGUAAUAUCGGGAAACAGAAACACGGUUGAUAUGUGCGAACAGCGAAUAUCAGAAUCUGAUUUGA
Guyanagaster necrorhizus is the source of this 1792-nucleotide messenger RNA. RefSeq names its product glycoside hydrolase. Gene Ontology annotation, molecular function: glucan endo-1,6-beta-glucosidase activity. The transcript is spliced from 2 exons. Gene Ontology annotation, biological process: glucan catabolic process. Gene Ontology annotation, cellular component: cell surface; extracellular region. The record is from RefSeq and is a predicted model, not a curated record. Bases 93 to 1700 code for a protein of 535 amino acids. NCBI's taxonomy places the organism in Eukaryota, Fungi, Basidiomycota, Agaricomycetes, Agaricales, Physalacriaceae.